Messenger RNA from Cydia strobilella, 588 nucleotides. RefSeq names its product pickpocket protein 28-like. The transcript has 6 exons. Bases 1 to 588 code for a protein of 195 amino acids. Gene Ontology annotation, molecular function: ligand-gated sodium channel activity. Gene Ontology annotation, biological process: sodium ion transmembrane transport. The record is from RefSeq and is a predicted model, not a curated record. Gene Ontology annotation, cellular component: plasma membrane. NCBI's taxonomy places the organism in Eukaryota, Metazoa, Arthropoda, Insecta, Lepidoptera, Tortricidae.
AUGGGCAUUAAACUUAAGCAUAGACGCUACUACUUGAACACAUCUACUCCUGCAAAUGGCUGGUCUCUCGAGAAAGACUAUUACAGCUCCGAAAUUGACACCUUUCCAAGACGUGGCCGGGCAAACGGUGCAAGAGAAGAUAUCUACUUAUUACUUAAAGAAAUAACAGACCGAGACUUUGGGUGUGAUGGACAAACUCGACCCGGUUAUAAGGUAUACCUGCACCACCCUGCUGAAUUGCCGCAAGCGUCACUCCACAGCUACGCAGCUCAACCCGGAAAGACUACCUCGUUUGCUAUCAAACUUGACAUCUUGGAUACGGCCCAGGAACUUGCAGGCUAUGCGCCACAUGUCCGCCAAUGUUAUUUCACAUCUGAAAGAUAUUUGCAGUUUUUCCAAAAGUACACGUCAUCGAACUGUCAGUUGGAGUGUCUUACUAACUACACCAUACAGAGCUGCGGGUGUGUCAGCUUCUAUAUGCCACGCAAUGACAGCACGGCAAUAUGCAAAGGAGAUCAAUUAAAAUGUAUACAGGAUGCUCUAGGUAAAGUUGGGUGGUUUUACGGUAGUAGUGUUAGUUUAAACUAG